ACCACUUUUUAACCUUGUACAGUUACACAAAAUGGCGGAAUGUCCAAUGGCUAUUGACACUAUGACUAAUAGUACGAUGAUGGUCGUGGCCAACUCUUCACUUGAGUCUGACAUUCAACAGCUAAAGUUCCUCGGAUAUGGCAUUAUUGGUUCAGUUGUGAUUGGACUGGGAAUUCUUGGAAAUAUGAUCAAUUUAAUAGUACUUACUAGGCCUAACCUUAAAGGUGUGACUUUCGUAUAUCUGUCGUGGUUAGCUACUUCGGACUUGAUGACCCUCUUGGUCAGCACCACUUCUUUACUUAGACUCCAUGGAGUUCAGCCACGCAGUUUUGCUGCAUCUUUGUAUUAUGCUUACGUGGAGUUAGCCCUAGUUAACGCCUUCAUGGCCAGCAGUGUUUUUCUGGUAGUGGCAUUGACCAUCGAUCGCUAUUUCUCUGUUUGUUUGCCCACCAGGUAUAAAGAAGUUCAUAACAAACGCAGAGCCAGGAGGGCUAUAAUAGUUGCUUACGUGUUAGCUUUUUGUAUCUACGUGCCCAUUUGUUUCCAGAAGAAACCCGUUGCAGUGCACACGGAAAGGAAUGAAACUAUCUAUAUCGCCUGUGAAAACCCCACCGUCUUCAACCACACUGGCUUCAGAUUCUAUCUACUGAUAAAGGAGAUCAUCGUGAGGAUUGGUCCAGUCAUUGUUCUGGCCAUCUUGAAUAUCGCCAUCAUCGUGGCUUUCAGAAGAAUGGUCCGCAAACGAAGAAGUCUUCUCAACAGCUCAAAUUCUAGUCAUUCGAACCAAAAAGAGAGCAGUAGAAAGUUAAUGGAAGAGCGCCGCCUGGUUGUAUUACUUGGAGGGAUUGUACUUUUGUUCUUUGUGUGCAUGACCCCAGCGGCAGUCUUAACUCUUUUAAACAGUGACCACAAAGAACUAGAAUUUGGCUUUCAGUUGUUUCGAGCGAUUGCCAACGUCUUGGAACUAGCAAACUUUGCCAUGAAUUUUUAUGUGUACUGUCUAUGUAGUUCCGAAAUUAGAACAACUUUUCUGAGAUUAUUUUGUUGUGUUGACGUCCAAUUCCCUGAACAAAACUGCGUCAAUCGACUUCAUAUGGAAAACAAUACUAAAAUGUAAAUACGAUUACUUAACUCGUUUAGCUGAUCUUGUGAAUGUAUGUCCUUGUUGCUUCGUGGUCGAACGUUCACUUUGUACAAGAAUAAAAUGUAUUUUAUUCCAUCUCAA
Messenger RNA from Limulus polyphemus (Atlantic horseshoe crab), 1225 nucleotides. RefSeq names its product probable G-protein coupled receptor B0563.6. Gene Ontology annotation, biological process: G protein-coupled receptor signaling pathway. The record is from RefSeq and is a predicted model, not a curated record. The transcript has 2 exons. The coding region runs from base 32 to 1117 and encodes 361 amino acids. Gene Ontology annotation, molecular function: G protein-coupled receptor activity. Gene Ontology annotation, cellular component: membrane. NCBI's taxonomy places the organism in Eukaryota, Metazoa, Arthropoda, Merostomata, Xiphosura, Limulidae.